AUGAGGAUGUGCUCGAUACAUGGUUUUCGUCGGGAAUGUGGCCAUUUGAAAUAUUUGGGUGGCCCGAGAACACAGCUGACCUGAACAAUUUUUUCCCUGGCACGCUUUUAGAAACCGGCCAUGAUAUCCUGUUUUUUUGGGUAGCACGCAUGGUAUUCUUGGCGCAAGAGCUGACCGGAAAAUUACCCUUCAAAGAAGUCUACCUGCAUGCGAUGAUCCGCGAUGCGCAUGGACGUAAAAUGAGUAAAUCAUUGGGCAAUGUCAUCGAUCCACUGGAUGUAAUACAUGGCGUAUCGUUGGCGCAACUCGGAGCUAUGUUAGAAUCCGGAAAUCUUGACCCC
Molecule: messenger RNA, 341 nt
Organism: Gongylonema pulchrum
Lineage: Eukaryota; Metazoa; Nematoda; Chromadorea; Rhabditida; Gongylonematidae
Source: the annotation of a GenBank genome assembly